Molecule: messenger RNA, 3047 nt
Organism: Marchantia polymorpha subsp. ruderalis
Lineage: Eukaryota; Viridiplantae; Streptophyta; Marchantiopsida; Marchantiales; Marchantiaceae
Source: the annotation of a GenBank genome assembly
GUCCGUUAUAUUGGACCCCCGCCAGCAUAUGAGCGUAAGAUAACGAAUACGUCAAACACAGACAGAGAGAGAGAGAGAGAGAGAGAGAGAGAGAGAAGGCUCAAGGAAGGAAGAGAAGAGAGCAAAGCGAAAGUAGUCGGAAGCCAGGGAGAGAGGGAUCGCCACUACGAAGGACAGAGCAAGCCAAGAAUCCAGCGAGCCAGCGUUUGGCACACGCAGCUACGAAAGCUACAGAGAGGAGGAGGAGGAGAAGGGACAGGAAGUAAGGAGGAUCAGGAGUGCGUGCGGAGAGAGGAGAGGAGAGGAGAGGAGAAGCUGCGAAGGAGGAGGGGGGCUCACAGGACAUCAAAUAUAGACAGAGCGUCACCUCUCUCUCGAGACUUCGAAGGAAAGAAAGGAAAGGGAGAAGACAGGAAGGGAGAAAGAGAGAAGGGAAGGAAGCGGGAGCAAGUGACUUGCAUCGCUGAUUGAUUCCUCGCACCUGCCACCACAGCGCGGCAGGCCCAGAGUGCAGCACUGCCUUGACUUUCAGAAUUUGGAUUUUGCUGCAGGGAGCAGCAGGGGAGGGCUUCGGUCGUUGUCAUCGUCAUCGGUUGGGCGGACACUGUCAAGCCUCUCCUCUGCCUGUUUACUAACGUAUCUAUCUAUCUGUCUAUCUAUCAAUCAAUCUAUCUAUUCAUCAGUUGACCGUCUACAUAUCUAUCUAUCCAUCCACCUCCACGAUCCUGCGUCGCCUUCGUCCAUCGCCAUCGAGGUCCAGAUCGUCAGAUUGUACGGCGAACCGAGUGACGACGACGAGGGGCUCCUUCUGCGGUCCGCGAGGAGGAGGGGCGCGAGGUCUGGGACGAGAGGACGUCGGCAGGAACGGCGGCUGCGCGGACGUAGAUGCGGAGCAAGGCGCCGGGGCGGAGUGGGAGCGCGGAGCUGUUGAUGGAAACGGAAGCCAGCGGCAGCGCCGACCCGAGAGCCCUGUGAUGCCGACCUGCCUGCAGAAGCAAUUGUGCGGGGCGCUGGGCAGCGGCGGGGCGGGACCGCCCGUCGGGGGAGCUCUGGGGCUGGGCGUCGACGAGAGUCCCCGCUCCAUGUGCAUGAACGAUGAGUCGUCCUUCCUCUCGUGCACCACUCUCAACAUCCUCGCGCCCAUCUACAAGCGCCUGAACCAAGAGGGCUCGUCGCUCGAAAGUCAUUGUCGCGAAUCAUGGCUCAUUAGAAACGAGCGAAUCCUGGAAUUGCUCGUCCGCGAGAAGUCCUCCAUAAUCUGCCUGCAGGAAUUUUGGCUCGGAAACGAGGAGCUGGUCAGACUUUACGAGGACGGCUUGAGCGCCGCGGGCUAUGGCAUGUUCAAAUUGGCCCGCACCAACAACCGCGGCGAUGGGCUCUUCACCGCCUACCGGACGGACGGGCUCGAGGUUAUGGACUACUCGGAAAUUCUCUUCUACGACUGCGGAGAUAGGGUUGCGCAAUUCCUGCACAUGAAGAGUGACCAUCGGAGCAGUUUGCAAGAGCUGCUCGUCGUGAAUACGCACCUGCUGUUCCCGCACAAUUCCAAUUUUUGCCUCAUUCGAUUACGACAGGUUUACAAGAUCUUAGACUACUUGGAGAAGUACAUCGAGAAACUGCAGCUGUCUCCCAUGCCCAUCAUUCUGUGCGGAGAUUGGAAUGGCAGCAAAAGGGGCCAAGUGUACAAGUUUCUCCGGGCGCGUGGAUUCGUUUCGUCGUACGACAUGGCGCACCAGUACACGGACAGCGAUGCGGAUUCGCAUCGCUGGGUGAGCCAUAGAAAUCACCGGGGCAACAUUUGCGGCGUGGACUUCAUCUGGCUCCUGAACCCGAGCAAGCACCAGCGACCUCUAUCGGAGUGCUGGAAGGAGGCCGUUUUCAUGAUCAUGAAGGCGAAACUGCUGGAAAUGGGUAUCAAGGACGAGAAAGAUACCAUCGAAUUCUUCGAAUGUGAAGACGCCACGGAGGACGAUCUCGUGCCUUUCGAGAAAUUCCAGCACGCUCUGAACAGGCUUGGGCUCAUGGACGAAGAUUCCGAAGGGCUCACGACUCCGGAGAUCGAAGACCUGCUGCAGAGCACCGCCCCCGAGAACACGGGGUUCAUGACGUACGGUGAGUUGAAGACUCUGCUCAACCUGCACCAGGCAGAGCCAAUGUCGAGCUGUUUGCUCAAAGAUAAGUUGGAUGACUCCACAUAUCUCUGCAAGGACACGAUUCCUGCUUCUCCCAUCCCCGCCAAGGCCAACAGCAACAAUGGCUUGUCUUCGGGCGAUUGUCUGUACUCACGCAAGGUCGUCCCUGUGGAAGGAAUGACGACGAUGAAGAUUGCUGACGACAUUGUCGAGAAACACCCGUGUUCCGACUUUGAUGUCAAGGACGCCCAUUUGUUCCCUCCCGAGGUCGAGCAGGGCUUCUGGCCCGACAGCUACUCACUAUCCGAUCAUGCCUUUCUGACUGCCGUUUUUUCGAUUAGUCCUACAGUUCUCACAGCAUGAAUGUCAAGCUAAAUAUGUAGAAAAGUCCAGCGCCAUGUUCAGAGUGCUGGGCUUCGAGUAGAACACCUUGAUACACUUAAACGGAUGACAAUUUACUCAUCUAUUGUAUACUGAUCGUCCCAUGGCCCAUUGGGGUUCCAGUGGACUUAAAAGGUCUCAUUCAUUCAUUCAUUUGAUCACCGCGUGUAUUGUGACUAGUUUCAUUGACGAAUCACUGAACCAGCUUUUUAUAUUCUAUGUUGAUAACUCUGCCGCAUCAAGAGUUCUACUCUCAGAUCCUGCUCUUCCAGUUCCGGUUUUAGUCUGCCGGUCGGUUCGAUCAUCAGGGGUCGUUUCAACCUCCAGUAUUGUCAGCAAUUUGCCGGAUUGUGUGUACCUGGAUAAGGAUCGUUUGGGAAUCUAUGGAGUAAUUGAUUAUUAUUUGCAGAUUUGGUAUGUAGGCUUGGGCUAGUUUGAAAGACGAGUGCAACAUUAGACGGGUCUGAGAUUCCGGACAUGUGCGGGCCGAAGAGUGCAUAGUCUGUAGGUUAUGAGUUUAUGAGUUUGAUUCGC